CCCACACUCAUUCCCUCCCCAUGGCCCCCCAGCCAACCAUUGCCGAAUGCGACGCCAUCAUCACGGCCAAAGGCAGCCCCUUUGAGAUCACGACCGUCGAGAUCAACGGGCUAACAUACAAGACCUGGCUCCAUGCGCCGCCCCACUGGCGCGCGUUCCUCGACAUCAAGCUCGAAGAGUACGCCGACAAGGAGUUCAUCUCCUCGCCCCUCGCGCCCCCCGCGCCUCAAACUGCCCGCGAGACAGUGACCUAUGGCGAAGUGCACCGACGCGCCGUCCGCCUCGCGGCAUGGCUCAAGGGCCAGGGCGUUGGCCUCGGCACACGCGUCGCCGUCGGCGGCUCGAACAGCAUCGAAUGGGUCGUGGCCUUCCUCGCCGUGCACCUCCUCGGCGGCGUGCCCGUCCUGCUGAACGGUACUCUCACGUCCAAGCCCCAGAUCCACUGCCUCCAGAUCGCGCAGCCCAAGAUCACGCUCGUUGACGAACACGUCGCCUCCAUCAUCGGCGUGCACAAGGCCGAGAUGAAGCGCCGCGGCAUCACAAACCUCUACUGCUGGAGCAGCACCGACCACCUCCCGCGCAAGGCGCGCCUUCCUGAACUCGGCGAGAUCAACCCCGACCCCAAGCUCAUUGAAGCUGUCGAGCGCGGCGAGGGCCUCGAAGGCCUUGGACCCGAGAGCGACGCGACCAUCUUCUUCACGUCUGGUACGACCGGCCUACCCAAGGGUGUUCUCUCGACGCAGCGUGCAUCGAUGCACAGCGUGCUCACCAACUUUACGCCUACGCUUCGCGACGGCCUGCGACAGGGCGGCGACCUCCGUACGAUGCUGACCACGCCCUACCCCGUUACCCCGACGAUGCUCAUCUCGAUCCCCUUCUUCCACGUCACGGGCUGCCUCGGCUGGCUCGUGCGCGCCAUCGGCUCGGGCUUCAAGCUGGUCUUCAUGCGCCGGUGGAGUACAAGGGUCGUGCUCGACCUCAUCAAGGCGGAGAAGGUCAACGUCAUUGGCGGUGUGCCUGCCAUCGUGACGGCCAUCCUCCAGUCACCCCUGCUACCCAAGGACACGGAGAUGUUGUCGGUCAACUACGGCGGCGCACCACCACCCGAGCGCCUGCCAGGCGACCUCACUAGGCGCUGGCCCAACUCGGCCAUUAGCCACGGCUACGGCAUGACCGAGACCAACGCGAUGCACAUGGCCGUUAAUGGCCAGGACUACAUCCAGAGGCCCACGACUGUCGGUGUGCCAACGCCCAUCUCCGAGGUCAAGAUUGUCGACCCAGAAACGCGCAAGGAGUUGCCGACAGGCCAGAUGGGUCUCCUCCUCGCACGCGGUGUCAACAUAAUGAAAGAAUAUGUUGGCGACCCGAAGGCCACUGCCAACGCGCUCGACAAGGACGGCUGGCUCGACACGGGCGACGUUGCCAUCGUCGACAGUGACGGCUUUGUGCACAUCACUGACAGGAUGAAGGACAUUAUCUUCCGCGGUGGUGAAAACAUCCCCUCCGUCGAGGUCGAGAACGCCGUGUACGACGACAAGCGCAUCGCCGAAGCUGCGGCUGUCCCAGUUCCAGAUCACCGACUCGGCGAGCUUGUUGGUGUUGCUGUCUCCCUUGCUCCUGGUGCUACCGCCACCGAGGCAGAUCUCCUCGCGACAGUCAAGCCCAAGUAUGUGUCUGUCGGUGUGUCAGCCGAGCUGACACCCGUAAUCAUCUACGUCAGCAACGAGCCAUUGCCCCGAAACGCCAACGGCAAGCCGGUCAAGCUCGACAUCAAGAAGAUUGUCGUCAAGGAGUACCUGGCCCGCCAGCGCCAGAGCAAGUUGUAGGACCAUGUCCUUCCUGUACUAUACGCCUUCUUGUCAUGCUACUAUCCGCG
This is a messenger RNA of Vanrija pseudolonga, 1876 nucleotides long. Its product is annotated as 3-[(3aS,4S,7aS)-7a-methyl-1,5-dioxo-octahydro-1H-inden-4-yl]propanoyl:CoA ligase. Bases 21 to 1826 code for a protein of 601 amino acids. The record is from RefSeq and is a predicted model, not a curated record. Gene Ontology annotation, biological process: secondary metabolic process. NCBI's taxonomy places the organism in Eukaryota, Fungi, Basidiomycota, Tremellomycetes, Trichosporonales, Trichosporonaceae. The transcript has 13 exons. Gene Ontology annotation, molecular function: CoA-ligase activity.